Molecule: messenger RNA, 670 nt
Organism: Sinocyclocheilus grahami
Lineage: Eukaryota; Metazoa; Chordata; Actinopteri; Cypriniformes; Cyprinidae
Product: cilia- and flagella-associated protein 20-like
Exons: 5
Coding region: 16-525 (169 amino acids)
Source: RefSeq, a predicted model, not a curated record
ACUCACUAAACAAGCAUGCUGUUGCAGGUCAGGAACGGACACAUAAAGCGCAUCACAGACAAUGACAUCCAGUCUUUGGUUCUGGAGGUGGAGGGGACGAAUGUGAGCACCACCUACAUCACGUGUCCCGCCGACCCCAAGAAAACCCUCGGCAUCAAACUGCCCUUCCUCGUCAUGAUCAUCAAGAACCUCAAGAAGUAUUUCACGUUCGAAGUUCAGGUACUGGACGAUAAGAACGUGCGGCGGAGGUUCAGGGCGAGUAACUAUCAGAGCACGACCCGCGUGAAGCCCUUCAUCUGCACGAUGCCCAUGCGGCUGGACGACGGCUGGAAUCAGAUCCAGUUUAACCUUUCAGACUUCACACGCCGGGCGUACGGCACCAACUACAUCGAGACGCUGAGAGUGCAGAUUCACGCAAACUGUCGCAUCAGGAGGGUGUAUUUCUCUGACCGGCUGUACUCUGAGGACGAGCUCCCCGCUGAAUUUAAACUCUAUUUACCAGUACAAAACAAAGCAAAGCAGUGACACAGCAGAUGGGAUUCCUCUCUUUCUUUUAUCUACACACGUUCAUAUAGGAUGGAUUUCUAGUGGCACUGUCUUUUUGUUGUUUUUCGGAUCUAUGUGAUUGGUUUCCAUCUGCUGAAUAAAUAUUUUAUAUGCACAAAGUGAA